This is a messenger RNA of Trametes versicolor FP-101664 SS1, 1524 nucleotides long. Its product is annotated as 6-phosphogluconate dehydrogenase decarboxylating. Gene Ontology annotation, cellular component: cytosol. Lineage: Eukaryota; Fungi; Basidiomycota; Agaricomycetes; Polyporales; Polyporaceae. The transcript is spliced from 6 exons. Gene Ontology annotation, molecular function: NADP binding; phosphogluconate dehydrogenase (decarboxylating) activity. The record is from RefSeq and is a predicted model, not a curated record. Bases 1 to 1524 code for a protein of 507 amino acids. Gene Ontology annotation, biological process: pentose-phosphate shunt; pentose-phosphate shunt, oxidative branch.
AUGCCAGACCAAUUCACAAAGAUCGGCGUCGUCGGCGCAGGCUCCAUGGGCUCCGGCAUGGCCAUGCUCUUCGCCGAGCACGACCUCGCCGUCUCCCUCUACGACGCCAAGCCCGACAGCAUCGACGCCCUCACCACCAUCCUCGCCGACCCCCACAGCGGCCUCGAGCCCGCUCUGCGCUCGAGGCUCACCGGCUACAAAGACCUGCCCGCCUUCAUGGACUCGCUUGGGGGGAAGGAUGCGGACAAGCUGCUCGUGUUCAGCAUCCCGCACGGGUCCGCGGCGGAUAUCGUGCUCGACCAGAUCGCGCCGUUCUUGAUGAAGGGCGACGUCAUUCUCGAUGGCGGGAACGAGUGGUAUGAGAAUACGACGCGCCGCCAGGACGCGCUGCGUCCGCGGGGGGUUGCCUACCUCUCUAUGGGCGUUUCGGGCGGGUACCAGGCUGCGCGCCGUGGGCCGUCCAUUUCGCCCAGUGGCGACGCCGCCGCGGUCGAGCGCGUCCUGCCGCUGCUGGAGCGCGUCGCGGCGAAGGACAAGAAGAGCGGAAAACCGUGCGUGGCGAAUGUGGGCCCGGGCGCGAGUGGGCAUUACGUCAAGAUGGUGCACAACGGCAUCGAGCAGGGCGUGCUAGGCAUUGUGUGCGAGACGUGGGAGGUGUUGUACAAGUGUUUGGACACGGACCUCGAUGCAAUCGCAGGUAUAUACGAGGGCUGGGUUGCGGAGGGCGAGCUGAAGGGCAACUUCUUGUUCGGCAUCGGCGCAGACAUAUGUCGGCGGCACAAGGAGGACGGCGCCCCAGGGCACAUCGUGAACGAGGUGCAGGACAAAGUCGUGCAGGACGCAGACGACUCAGAAGGGACGGGCUUCUGGACGGUGAUGGAGGCGGCCGAGCGGCACGUCUCCGCGCCGACGAUCGCGAGCGCGCACUUCUUCCGCAUCGCGUCCGCAGACCGCGCGCAGCGCAUGCAGGUCGUCGCCGCGCUCGGGCAGGACCUCGGCGCCGCGCGCAAGCAGCACGUCGACGAGGCGUUCAGGGAGGCGUUCGCGGAGGAUCUGCGACUCGCGGCGUACUGCGCGUGCCUUGCGUCGUACGCACAAGGCAUGAAUCUGAUCGCGCGCGCGAGCGAGGACGAGGGGUGGGGCGUAAGGCUGGGGACGUGUGUGCGCAUCUGGCGCGAGGGGUGUAUUAUACGCUCGGAGGCGAUCGCGGACUUGCUGCAGCCGCUGUAUGAGACUGAGCCGGGGUGCUUGAAUACGCUGAUGCUGCAGGCGGUCGCGGAUGAGGUGAGGAGGACGAUGCCGAGCCUGCAGAGGGUGGUGAAGCAUGCGUUGGAGUGGAACGCGCACAUCCCAACACUGAGUGCGAGUCUGGAGUACUUCAAGUACUGCGGGGGGAAGCACCUGCCGACGCAGUUCAUGGAGGCCGAGCUGGACUACUUCGGAUCGCACAACUAUGACAUGAAGUCGGAGGGUGAUGGCGAGGUGAAGAAAGGUAAACAUCACUACGAGUGGAAGAGGGCGUGA